CGAUAUUGUUCAGGUCUUCGCUCACUCAUACCAUACAACGUGUUCUAUCUCGUCAGACCACCCACUCGAGAUACACACUCAUCAUGUCCGGCGCCAACCUGAACGCAUCCACCUCUACGACCUCUUCAUCGGCGACCACCAUCACGCCCAGGACCUCCCCUUCACCACGAGAAACGCAGAACGGCAGGUUCGCCUCGCUUUCUCCCUCGAAACCAGGAGGACUCGUUCGACGUCCCAGUCUGGCUAGGCAGACGACCGUCACUCCGGGUGCUGGCGGUGUUGUUACCGGUUCGAAUGCUGCGGAUAGGAGGAGGUCGUUGGUCAACGGGGCCGGAGCGGGGGUGGAAGGUGUCAAGAGUCCUGGCGAGUUGACGGUGUUUGUGGACAAGCUGUUAUCAGACCUGGAGGGGAAGUUUGAUUCGAUGUCACACGAUCUAUUAGAGCGAAUGAACCACAUGUCGGACCGUAUAGACCAGAUCGAGACGUCGAUUCAUGAUCUCAUUUCUACCGACCUCGAUCACGACCAUCAUCACCACCAACAACAACAACAGCAACAGUAUCCCGCAGUCUCUGUUUCCAACUCGGACCUGGACGAUUCUCGCGAUAAUGGGCAGACGGGAAGGGAUGUCGAGGGCCAGGGCGGAAAUGGGAGCAGAGUCGGGAGCGAACAGAGCUUGUUGCUCGCCGAGCCGCCUUUGGGGGUCGUCGAGGGAAGCCCCUAGACGUGUGUCGGGGGAUCGGCCCAAGCAAGAAACGAGAGAGGGAAAUGGAUAGACGUAAUGACUUGUUGUUUUUCUUUCUCUCAUAACGACUUUUUACGGGACUUUGGGUUUGUACGGUUCGGGUUGUAUGACUAUCUAUCAUCUUGCGACAUUGUGUUUGGCCGUCAGGCUGAUCAGGCUCGACUGCUCGGGCGGCACUGUCAGUGGUUCGGGCAUAUCUAGGCCGAGGAUGAGGAAAAGGAGACGGUAAAGCAC
Messenger RNA from Filobasidium floriforme, 977 nucleotides. RefSeq lists its product as uncharacterized. Gene Ontology annotation, cellular component: cytosol; nucleus. The transcript is spliced from 4 exons. Gene Ontology annotation, biological process: cellular heat acclimation. Lineage: Eukaryota; Fungi; Basidiomycota; Tremellomycetes; Filobasidiales; Filobasidiaceae. Gene Ontology annotation, molecular function: transcription corepressor activity. The coding region runs from base 84 to 722 and encodes 212 amino acids. The record is from RefSeq and is a predicted model, not a curated record.